AUGACCCGCAACGCGCCCGACUUGGCGGCGGACCUGCUGCAGGUCCAGCAGCUGUUUGCCAACAACUACCUGAGCGACGUGCAGUUCCUCUUCUCGUCGGACGCGUCUGGACGCGACGCGCUGGACGCCGUGACGGCUGGCAACAGCAACAGCGACAGGCGCGGCGCUCGGCUGGGCCAUCUGAUUCCAGCCCACCGUCUCGUGCUCUCGCUCCGCAGUGGUGCGUUCCACGCGGCGCUGCAACGCGCCAAGAGCAGCCACGCGCCGGGUCACGUGCGGUUUCCGCUGAAGAUCCACGUGCACGACACGCCCUACCGCGUGUUUUAUGCGCUGCUGCGGUUCUUGUACACGAACGAGCUGGACGCUGAGGACGUGCGGGACGACGAGAUGCACAGCUGCGAGCAGUUUUGGCUCCAGCUGUUGCGUGCGGCGUUCGUGUACUUAGUACCGCCACUCGUUGCCAUUUGUGUCCAGAGGAUUGGGGACGUGUUGGGGCAUUGGGAAGGCGGCAAAGUGGAGGAAAAGGAAGAGCGCGAGGCAACGACGCAACAAGUGUACAAGAAGACGUUAGACGUGUUGGUGUUCAUGGACACGGUGCUGGCUGCAAAUCCACUCACUGCUCGACGAAGAGGAGACGCGGACGCGGCGCUGCCGUCGUCGCAGACUGGGCAGCGAGCGACUGGAGGAGACUCGAGUGUGUCUGCGCUGGGAAAGUGCACCGAGGCAGUACAUCGACUCCAGAGUAUGUGCAUGCAACAGCUUCAACGGAUGGACGACGUAGCGUUUCAGGAACUUGUCCAGAGCGACACUGGUGGACGGUGCUCGACGGAGCGAUUGUGCGAGAUCCUGCGACUGCGGUCCGACACGCCACUGGUUGUGGCAGUUCGGUACCAGCUUGGUCGCGUCGUGAAUGAAUUGCUGCGGCUUGGGGAGCCCUUGAAUCGGGUUGGACACGACGAGACCGACUUGCCACUGGUGGCAGCGCUGAAAAGCGGUAACAGCGCGAUCACCCGUCGGCUCCUGGUCGACGACAGUGCGCCGUUUUUCCUUCUCACGGACAAGAUACCUCUGAUCUUUCUCGCAGCUGCGAGUGGCAAUGUACAGCACUGCGAGAUUCUGGUCGAACAGAAUGCAGCCGACGUCAACUUGAUCUCGCGACUGAAAGACGGAGAUAAAGACAUUACAGCUGAGUUUGGACACCAGCAAACACCUCUGCACAUUGCCAGUCGAAAGGGUCACAGUGCAGUGGUGGAGCUGUUGCUGCAGCACAAUGCCGCUGCGAAUUUGCCUGACGAGGAAGGAAACACAGCACUGCAUUACGCGGCUAAUAUCGAGACAGUGCAGGUCUUGUUGAACAACGCAUUCCGAACGAACGCCAAUAUUCCGAACCGCCGAGGACAGACACCGCUGCACAUUGCUGCUGCGCGAGGCGACGUUGCCGUGGUAGCCUACCUCAUUCGCCAUGGCGCAGCACACGAGAUUGUCGACGAUCAAGGCCAGAACGCGUUCCAUCAUGCUGCUGCGAACGGGCACACAGCAGUCGCGCUGGUUUUACUUCACGAUACCGAUGGGUCAAGACCGAAAACGCUAGCAACAAGUCCCGAUCGAAGUCCUGCAAGUAGCGCGUCGACAGACGAUUCUCGCUCGGACAAAUCUCAGCAGCCGGUCGAACCGACGAACAGCAGUGAUGUGAAUGCAACUCACGAGCCCUCGGACGAGCUCGACACGUCGAGCAGGUUUGAUAUCAACCAAGAAGACCUCAAGGGCAACACGGGUCUUCACCUCGCUGCAAUGUCGCCGUCCGAUCGCUGUCAAAAGAUGCUCCAGCUUCUUCUCGAGAACGGCGCCGACCCAAACCGAUCCAACUGGUUUGGCUACACGCCGCUGCACGUCUUUUGCUCGCACCAGAGUGGACCAGCGUUCCUUGUCAACUCGUUUAUCGAACACGGCGUCAACAUCCACGCACAGAGCUUAGACGGCAGCACCGCACUGCACCUGGCGGUCGGCCGAGCGAGUCAGGACGUUGCUGUCGCUUUGGUCAGCGCAGGGGCCUACGUGCACUUGCUCGACGCCGCCGGUCGCAGCGUCGUCCACCUCGUCGAGAGCACGAAUCAAGGCGCGAUGCUCGUCCCCGUGCUGCGCAACCUGUCGCGUGCCCCCGAGCGCGUCAGCGACGAGCAGGCGACAGAGUGCUCGGCGUGCCACGUUGCGUUCCGCCUGGCGAUGCGCCGCUACUAUUGUCGCCACUGUGGCCGCACGCUGUGCUACAACUGCGCGGGCCACACGAUUGCGAUCCCCAAGUUCCACGUGCUCCGGCCGGACCGCGUCUGCCGCACGUGUUUCGACGUCUUGUCGUUCCGCAAACUGCUGUAG
Messenger RNA from Hyaloperonospora brassicae, 2373 nucleotides. The record is from the annotation of a GenBank genome assembly. NCBI's taxonomy places the organism in Eukaryota, Oomycota, Peronosporomycetes, Peronosporales, Peronosporaceae.